Molecule: messenger RNA, 7838 nt
Organism: Gracilinanus agilis (Agile Gracile Mouse Opossum)
Lineage: Eukaryota; Metazoa; Chordata; Mammalia; Didelphimorphia; Didelphidae
Gene: BDP1
Product: B double prime 1, subunit of RNA polymerase III transcription initiation factor IIIB
Exons: 40
Coding region: 1-7431 (2476 amino acids)
Biological process (GO): RNA polymerase III preinitiation complex assembly
Cellular component (GO): transcription factor TFIIIB complex
Molecular function (GO): TFIIIC-class transcription factor complex binding
Source: RefSeq, a predicted model, not a curated record
AUGACCCAUUAUCCUGGGGAGUUCAUCCUGCCGGACUUGGUCUUGACCCCAGUCAGUGGGCAGGCUGCCAUUCUGGACACAGUGAAGGGCGAGGAGAGAAGAGCGAAAUGGUACCGAAACCCAGCCAAGCCUCAGGCCUGGCCCGCCUCUCUUCCUCUGUCAGCCGCUGGGAGUCCAGACUCAGGCGCCCGGCCACAGACUCCCUGGUCCCUAAGCAACCGAAAAGCAGCCGCAGCCCGAGCCCAGAAACCCGGGGGUGACCACAACUACGGGCGCUGUGCGGCUGACGUCAUCGCGCCUGCGUCCCCGCGCGCCGCGAUGACGCCAAGCGCCGGUCCGGGCUGUCUGCCUGCGGGCCCCCGAGCUGGAGGGACGAAGCAAUGGAAAAACAAAUAUGCUGGAAAUGAAAGCCAAAUGCCACCAGAUCGCUCUAAAAUGACUAUGAGAGACUUGAUAUAUUACCUGCCGGACAGCAAUCCAAUGAAAUCUUCUUUGGAACAGGAAGCAAAAACUGAAAAAUCUACGCCAGUGCAAACUAAAGAGCAAGAAGAGAAAAAUAUUCCUGAUGCUGAAGAUGAUGUUGAAGAAAUGGAAGAAGAGAACAGUGAUGGCCCUUUACUUGUUCCUCGUGUGAAAGUGGCAGAGGAUGGCUCUAUUAUUCUGGAUGAAGAAAGUUUAACUGUAGAAGUUUUAAGGACAAAAGGCCCUUGUGUUGUUGAAGAAAAUGAUCCCAUUUUUGAAAGAGGUUCCACAACUACGUAUUCCAGCUUUAGGAAAAAUUAUUACUCUAAACCAUGGUCUAAUAAAGAAACAGACAUGUUCUUUUUAGCCAUCAGCAUGGUAGGAACUGACUUUUCCAUGAUUGGCCAACUCUUUCCUCACAGAGCAAGAAUAGAAAUUAAGAAUAAAUUUAAACGUGAGGAAAAGGCAAAUGGGUGGAGAAUUGACAAAGCAUUUCAAGAGAAGCGCCCUUUUGACUUCAAUUUCUUUGCUCGUUUGCUUGAGAAGGUCCUUGCAGAAGAGGAAAAAAGAAAACAGAAAACUGUUAAAAAUCAAAAUGCAAAAGAGAAGAAGUCUUCUAGAUCUCGGAAAAAACAAAAUGUAAAUAGAGUUGCCAGUAGUGAAGUGAAUGAUCAGCCAGAGGACACUCUGAAUACUACAACUUCAGACAUGGAAGGAACCGAACUAGAUACCGAGAUUGUUGAGAAAGAAAAUGACCAGUCUUUGAAUGUAGAAGGACAGACUAUAUUAGAGGCUGUUGUAAACAGAAAGAAACGGAAAAGGAAGAAAAAGGAUGACACUGAUGAGCAGGAAGCAGAAAAUCUUUCAAAAGAUUCUCCUGACCUCUCAGAAACUUCUAAAGGAGAAAAGCCAAAUAAGAAGAAAUGUCAGCUUUUGGUAGCGGAAAUAAAUAAGGAUGAAUGCAAUAAAGACUUGGAAGUGUCCAAUUUAGAAAAUGUAGAUGAGAUUGCCUGCAUACUGAGUGAAAACAAUGAGAAUGACACCAAACACAUUUCUUCAGCAAGUAAUCAAAAUAAUAAUGCCACAACAGUAGCUGCAGGUGAAUCCUCAGAACCAGAAGCUUCAGAUUUGUCUUCCUCAAAAGCUGAAAGUAAAGAACUGACACAAAUCAUUCAAGUUGACAGUAACAUAGAAGGAAAAAUGAGUGAUUCUAAUGUUAAACUUCUAGAAGCUGAAAAAGCUGAUACCAGUAACCUCCAAGUGAGAGGGGGUCCUCUGAAGCCUAAACCCAACUUGUUAGGAACAUUUGGAAAGAAAGCAGAACCUACCAAAAGUGAAAUUGAAGCAGAGAGCAAAAAUUUGUUUCCAGAACUUCCAGGAAAUGUUAAAAAGAAUCUCAUGGAAAAAGAUGAAUGUAACCCUCUUGAUAGUAUUGGAAAGCAAGUCAAAGAAACCGACAGUCAAGACCCUGAAGCUGAAUUUCAUGAAAAACAUGGUUUACAAGAAACUGAAAAGGCAAGUACUUUCAGGCCACCGAAGUUAAUGAGGGGUCAGAUGCAGAAACCAAAGCCACAUAUAAGGAAACCAACUGACCAGAAGGAAGUAGUAGCAGCAGAAAACAAGACUGGAACUAAGGGAGAGAAGAAUGAAAGGGAAUCUAGUGUCACCCAAGGUUGCCAAGUACAAACAGAAGAUCAGUCAUUCAACAAGCUUGAUGUUGGAAACAGUAGACCACAACAUGAAAAAGAGGAUACAAUUUCUCAGAUAUCCAAAACAGAUGAACCUGAAACUGUUAUGGAAAAUCAGAGUCUUCAAGAUGGCAAUAAAUUAAGUACACUCAAACAAGGGCCUGUAAGGAGAGCACGAUUUCAGAAGCCAAGACCUAACGUAGGAAGAGCAACUGGAAGAAGUGAAAUUAGCCCAGGGGAAAAGGCAUCCAAGGAAAUAAAUGUCACCGGAAAAGUAGAGGCAGGUUUGCUUCAAACCGAUGGUGAAUUAAGUUCUCUUCCUCUUCCCAAUAACAUAAACUGUGGCUUGCCAUCCCUUGUUGAAGAAUUUGAAAAAGAAGCAUCUUCUCAAAAGGGAAUCUCAAGUCCAGUAAUUCCUCUGAAGCCUUCUUGCAUUUCUCCUUCAGAAGAAUGUGAAAAAGAUAAGGAAAUACAACCUACAGCUGAUCUGGAGCAAGUUCCAGAUGUUAGCAAAAGCAAACGUCCUCAAGAUGAAAAGCUCUCUGUAGCUAAAAAACCUCCUUUUGUGAGAAGUCGAUUCAAAAGACCAAGACCAAACUUAAGAAGAGCAGUUGAAAAAAGUGGAGUUCCAGGAGCAGAAAAAUGUGAGUUGUUGAAGAAAAUGGAAACAGAAAAAUUGGAGAUUAUGAUACAACAUGAUGAUCGUAAACAGGAUGCCAUCUCCCUCCCUCAAGAUCAUGCCUCUCCCCUUCAAGAUAAUGUCUCCCCCUUCUGUCAAGAUGAUUCCUUCCCACCUCAAGUCAGUAGUUUCUCCCAAGUUGAUGCCUCCUCCCCUAAAGAUGAUUCUGUUCCCCUUCAAGAUGAUUGCUCCUCACCUCAAGUCACUGCCUCAUCCCCCCAAGUUGAUGCCUCCUGCCCUAAAGAUGAUUCCAUUUCUCUUCAAGAUGAUUCCUUCCCACCUCAAGUCACUGCCUCCUGCUCCCAAGUUGAUGCUUCUUUUCCUAAAGAUAAUUCCACCCCUGCUCAAGUUGCUGACUCCUCCCCUCAAGAUCCUGCCUCCCCCUUUCACCUGGAUACCUCACCCCCUCAAGACAGUGCUUCUCCCCCUCAAGUCAAUGCCUUUCCUCUUCAAGACGAAGUUUCCUCCCUUCAAGAUGAUACUUCUCCCCUUCAAGAAGAUGCCUCCCCCCUUCAAGUCAUUGCCUCUCCCCUUCAAGUUGAUACCUCUUCUUCUCAAGACAAUGUCUCACCCCUGCAAGUCAAUAUUUUUCCUGCCCAAGUCUGUACUUCCCCCCAUCGAUUGGCUGCUUCCCCAUUUCAAGUCGAUGCCUCAUCUCAAGAUAAUGCCUCACCCCCUCGAGUUAGUGUUUUUCCUACUCAAAUCUGUGCUUCCCCCCAAUUGGCGGCCUCCCCCCUUCAAGUCAUUGCUUCCUCCCUUCAAGUCAUUGCUUCUCCCCUUCAAGUUGAUGUGUCUGCCUCUCAAGACAAUGCCUCACCCCCUCAAGUUAGUGCUUUUCCUGCUCAAGUCUAUGCUUCCCCUGCUCAACCGGCUGCCUCCCCCCUUCAGGCUGUUACCUCCUCCCAUCAAGAUGAUACCUCAGUCCCUCAAGAUGAUGUCUCUACCCCUCAAGAUAAUGCCUCUCCCCCUCAAGUGGCUGCUUCCCCCACUCAAGAUGAUGCCUCUUCCCUUCAAAAUGGUGCCUCUCUCCUUCAAGUUGUUGCCUCACCCUUUCAAGACAGUGCCCCUACUACUCAAGUUGAUUCCUCUCACACCCAAGUCAUUACCUCCCCUUCAGAAGAUGAUGACUUCCCUGUUCAGGUCACUGUCUGCCAAUCUCAAACUGAUGCCUUCCCCAUUCAGGACGUUAACCAUCCUUGUCAGAAUGAUACAACUGAAAGUUCUCAAAAGUCAGCAAUUAUUUAUGAAGAUCCGGGUCCAGAGAAGGGGGAAGAAGACCUGCUUUUAAAUGAACAGACUCCAAAGAAGCUUUUAGAUUCACUGAACUGUGAACCUGAAGAGAGAUCUCCCUUUAUAGGAGCCCAAGAAAAUGAUCUUACUGUUUCUACAGGCAUCCAGAAUUCCCAACAAGAAAUUAAGAAAAAUGAUAUUCAGCCACUGCGAAUGAGGGGCCGAUUGAAGAGACCUAGGCCAAACAUAAGCAAAGUGGAACGGAGAGGAUCUAGGUUAGCAGGAAAAUGUGUUGUUGAAGAAAGGGCUAAGGAAGAAGGAAUAAUAUUGCAUAAGAAUGAAUCUGAAAGUGAAUCCUUCACCCUUCCAAGUUCUAAAAUUGAAAGUGAAUUUGUACCUUCUGAAGUAUGUGGAAGUAAGAAUCAAGGGGUAUCAGAAGAAAAUUUGCAAGUUGGCAGAACUGAAGUUUUAAAAGAACAGAUAAGCAAAGAAAACUAUAAACCUCAUACUGUCAGCCCAGCACAGUUGCGGAGGUGCCGAUUCCAAACAGCUAAGCCAAAUUUGGAGAGGGCAUACAGAAAGAAAGAAGAACUUGGUACGGAAAAGAUUGUGCCAAAUAAAAAUGAUACAAGAAGAGCAGAAGAUAAGUUGUUGCAGGAAGGAGACUCUGAUACCCACCAGUCUCUAAAAGAUAAAACAGAGCUACUGUCAUCCCUGGGGAUCACAGAAAGAAAAGAACAUGGGGAUUCUAGAGACUCUGCCUUGCCCAAAGAAUAUAGUCAAUCAGAAAAACUGAAUUCCAUUGAUGGGCAGCUGGAAUGUGCUUGUCACAGUGGUCCAGGAGCUACUUCCUCAUCUGUAGGUGUUGAGGAGCAAUUUCCAAAUAAAUCAACAAGACAUACACAACAAUCAAAAGAACCAAGUUGUCUGAAAAAUACUCUGGGUCGAAGGAUAGUUACUUCCUCAACCUCUGAAUGUGAGAUGGAUAAUAGUGAUAGGAGAAUUCAUCGGAAGUCUAAGCAAAAUUUCAAUAAAGGACGUGGGUCCAAACGUGUCCGUGGCAGGAUUUCCAGAAAGGAACCUCGGACCUCAAAGGCAGUAUUAGUAACACUCCGAGCAUCUCUGGAAGAGGAUGAAGAGGAUCUAGAAGACCUUGAGUCUGAAUAUGAGGAAGAAAACUACCACCUUGCACCAGAAGAAGUCAACAAGGCACCAGUAUUUGUACCAAUAGGACUCCGCUCACCAGAACCUGUUUCUGCCCAAAUUGAGGAAACUAUGGAAGAGCUUGAAAUCUCUGUGAAUGUCCCAGAUGUACCAUGUAUUACCAUUGCUGACCACCUUCUUCCUAAUGUAAAUAUGUCAAAUGAAGAAGUGAAUCAGGAAGAAAAUCUGAAUGCCUCAGUUGAAAUUGCUACAAUCGAAUAUCCUGAAGAAGAACAAGGUAUCAGUGAUGGAAGCACAGAAGCUGCCAUAGCUUUACUUACAAUGGGAGGUCAAAUGUUGCAGUCAGAGACAGGUACUGCAGGAAUAGUGUGUGUGCUUCCUGAAGAUGACUUAAAGAGCAAUACUUCCACUUCCAACCCAGAGACCUUUGACCACAGAGUAGUUCUUGAACAGCAAGUAAUUUCUUCACCAAGCCCUAGUACAUUGCUUACAUCACUGGAUGAAAAUAAGAUUAUAUUAGAAGAGCAAAAUACUGGAAAGGAAAUGAAUAUAUCCGGGCAAAUAAAGGAAAAUUCUAUACCUUCCAGUGACCAGUCUUCUAAAAAGACAAGUUCAUUGAGAACAAGAAGCAGAUUUCCUAAGCCUAAACCAAACCUUAGUAAAAUACUUGGAAAAGAUAGACACAUUCGUCGGAAACUUACUAGUUUUCCUGCAACUGUGGAUCAACAGGUUGACAUCCAGAGUGAAACAGAAUGCAGUGCUUCCAAAGGAGCAGUGUUGGAAGAUAUAAACCUAGAAUCAAAGAUUAAGACUGACAUACAGACUGGCAAGUUGACAGAUCUAUGCAGUAUUGAAUGCACUAAUGAUGGCAAAGAAGUCAACCAUUUUCAAAGUGAAGAAAACCAGGACAAGGAAUCUCAAGAGUCCCAAAUGGUAUCUGCUUCUCCAUUAGCCACUACCAGUUCUCAUGAUAUCAACUAUAAUCUCACUGAGAUGCCUAUAGGAGAAUUUCAGAGCAGUGAUAAUGAUAGACACAACUUAUUAAUGGCUCAUUUUGUACAGGAGUGUAGAUUGAAUACUGCUGCAGAAGUUGAGCAGCAAAAUAUAAUCAUCCCAGAUGACCCUGCAGUGAAUCUGGUUGAUAGUGAACAUCAAGGCGAAGAGGAGGAGCAGACAAUCAUUUUAACUCUGGUAGAAAUUCCGACAGACUCAGCAGAACAGUUUGCUGGUACAUCUGAUUCAUUAACUGGCCCUCUACUGCCAGCACCCAUAUUGGUCAAAUCAACAAAUAAAGAAGAAAGGGGAGAGCUGAGCUUGAAUUUCCCAUUUGGUGAAGAUGCCACACAUUUAUCUAGUUAUGGAAUCAGUGUCCAGCCAUCUCCUGAAAAGCCUCCAACUGAUGUGGAUCUGGCAUUGAGUAAGACACUUGGCUGUAGCCUUGAAAAAAGCAAUAGUCUUAUUGCUCCUACAGAACUUAGUGUUUCUACUUCAGGAGAGGAUUGUCUGACAAUCAUCUCUGAGGUGUGUUCAGAAGAAUUAAUAAGUAUGCACAAGAAUGCUGCAGGAGAGCCUUAUGAAAAGCAGACAGUUGUACCUAUCUUGGAAAGCACAUGUAUAAUUGCAGAGCCUCAGGAGACACAGAAAGAGCCGUCAGAACCCAGUGUUCAGGGUUCAGAAACUGUGUCUUGCAUUGAGAUGACACGUACUCAGAAAGAAGAGGAUGCUCCUCAUUUACCUCAGGAUGAAGUUGUAAUCUCUGACAAGCAUGAAAGAACUGGGUCUACUCAUCAAUUAGAACAGAGUAGCAAGCCAUCCUCUUUGUUAUCCAGGCCUGGCCGAAGACCCCUGGGAUUUUUAUCUUUGAUAUGUUCAAAGAAUAAUUUAGAAUCUGAAGAAGCCACACCAAUGAAUAAUCAAAAGCGUUUGAAACCUCUAAUACCUGUAUCAAGGCGUAAUAUUAAAAGACCAGUUCUCCUAAAUGAAGGCAAGAGAAAAAAGCAAGAUUCUUGUCCCCUUCCACCUGCAAGUGCUGAAACUCAUUCUGAAGCUGGUACUGUUAGCAGCUCAACACCUCAGGUUUCCUGUGAUCAGUCAGUUGAGGAAGAAAGUUGUAAAAGUGACCAAAAGAUGGAAACUGAAGAGGAACCAACUAAAGUUGCUGAAUAUUUUUUUAGUGAUAUUUUUAUGGAAGUGGAUGAAACACAGUAAACCUGAAGCUUUUUUAUGCAGCUUGGGAUUUUAAUUCUGAAUUGCAACAACAAAGCAGUAUUUAGCUAGAGGAUCACUGUUGAUUUUUCUUGGGGUUAUUUUGUAUUUAAUGAACUUGGUCUUGAAGCUUUUAAAAUCACUGGAUUACAUUAUGGAUAUUUCCUUCAAAUUAGUUGAGUCAAGCAGUUAAGACUGGUUUAUCAAAUAAAUAAUGACUCUUGUUUACAUUUUGACCCACCUCCUGUGCUGGACACAUGUGGACACUUUCUGGUGUCACAGAUAAAUGCCUUUUCAAUCGUAGGCCUGAGGUCUUCGGAGGUUGAUUGUAUAUAACAUUUAGUGAACACUUCUUUUUGUGAAGUAAUUUCCUGGUAGGGGCCUUUUAAAUUGCCUUUGUAAUAAGUAGA